This is a messenger RNA of Suncus etruscus (white-toothed pygmy shrew), 1593 nucleotides long. It is a transcript of the gene XXYLT1, whose product is annotated as xyloside xylosyltransferase 1. The record is from RefSeq and is a predicted model, not a curated record. The coding region runs from base 10 to 1215 and encodes 401 amino acids. Gene Ontology annotation, molecular function: UDP-xylosyltransferase activity. The transcript has 4 exons. NCBI's taxonomy places the organism in Eukaryota, Metazoa, Chordata, Mammalia, Eulipotyphla, Soricidae.
CCGCCGCCCAUGGGCCUGGUGCGGCGCGGGCCGGCCUGCGUGCGGGCCAUGGCGCGCCUGGGCGCGGUGCGCUCGCACCACUGUGCGCUGCUGCUGGCCGCGGCGCUGGCCGUGUGCGCCUUCUACUACCUGGGCUCGGGCCGCGAGACCUUCUCGAGCGCCACCAAGAGGCUGAAGGAGGCGCGCGCCGGAGCCCCCGCCGCGCCCUCCGCCUCCGCCUCCGCCUCCCUGUCCCCGGCCGCGGCGGAGCUGGCGCGGGGCUCGUGGGCGCCGGCCGGGGGCGCCAAGGCCAAGGGCCUGGAGGGCGGCGGCGCGGGCGCGGCGGACUUCCACCUGCUCAUGAUGUUCACCAAGGCGGAGCAGCACGCCGCGCUGCGCGCCAAGGCCCGGGUGGCGCUGCGCUCGCUGCUGCGGCUCGCCAAGUUCGAGCCCCACGAGGUGCUGCACCUGCACUUCGUCAGCGAGCCGGCCAGCCGCGAGGUGGCCAAGGCGCUGCUGCGGGAGCUGCUGCCGCCCGCCGCCGGCUUCAAGUGCAAGGUGCUGUUCCAUGAUGUGACGGUGCUGACAGACAAGCUCUUCCCUGUGGUGGAGGCCAUGCAGAAGCACUUCAGUGCGGGCUCUGGGACCUACUACAGUGACUCCAUCUUCUUCCUCUCGGUGGCCAUGCACCAAAUCAUGCCCAAAGAGAUCUCACGGAUAAUUCAGCUGGACCUCGACCUACAGUACCAAACCAAUAUUCGGGAAUUGUUUGAGGAGUUUGACAACUUCCUGCCAAGCGCUGUCAUUGGCAUAGCGAGGGAGAUGCAGCCUGUGUACAGGCACACGUUUUGGCAGUUCCGCCAGGAGAACCCCAAGACCCGUGUUGGGAGCCCUCCACCCAAUGGUCUACCUGGCUUCAAUAGCGGGGUGAUGUUGCUGAAUCUGGAGGCCAUGCGCCAGUCAUCGCUCUACGGCCACCUGCUGGAGCCAGGGCAGGUGCAGCGGCUAGCUGACAAGUACCGCUUCCGCGGCCACCUCGGGGACCAGGACUUCUUCACCAUGAUCGGUAUGGAGCACCCGGAGCUCUUCCACGUACUUGACUGCACAUGGAACCGGCAGCUGUGCACCUGGUGGCGGGACCACGGCUACAGCGAUGUCUUUGACGCCUACUUCCGGUGUGAGGGCCAUGUCAAGAUCUACCAUGGGAACUGCAACACCCCCAUACCUGAGGCCUAGGGUCAUGUCUGUCCCCUGAACCUGGGAUGAAAGAGAGAUGUGCCUUUGGGACAGGCCCCAGGGUGAAUCCCGAAAGAGCCACUGUGAGAGGCAUCUGAGAGCCGACAUUCCCACCCUGGGGUUAGGCCUUCUCUGUGUUGAUGGUCCAUAGCUCUGUCUUUCUAAAGGGCUUGACAGACAAACAGGAAGAUAAGUUUUUGGGUGCCUGGGAGCAAAAGUUGGCAGAGAAGGAAGGACAGGAAACCCACCUCUUGCUUUCAGUUCCCAAAGAAUGAAAGUCUCUUUCAAAAGUCUUUGGGGGUCUUUGGGGGACCAAAUAGAAAUUUAUUUCCAGUGAGCAACCUUCCACUGGAAAUAAUGGAAUGACCAUAGCUCCUA